Messenger RNA from Alternaria postmessia, 549 nucleotides. RefSeq lists its product as uncharacterized. The transcript has 2 exons. Bases 1 to 549 code for a protein of 182 amino acids. The record is from RefSeq and is a predicted model, not a curated record. NCBI's taxonomy places the organism in Eukaryota, Fungi, Ascomycota, Dothideomycetes, Pleosporales, Pleosporaceae.
AUGGCACCGCACGCUACUGACGACGGCAACAACAUGAGCUCUGAAGCGCCUAUGACCAAUGGCGAGACGCCCACCUCCAAGGCUCUAUCGCAUCUGCACUCCUACCCUGUAGUUCACGACAGUGUUGAGACCUUCAAGUCCAACCCCUAUGGUUCGCGCGCCUUGAACCUCGCCAACAACACCUACCAGUCCAUCGUCGCACCCUUUCACCCAUACUUGCGCACACCCUACUCCUACAUCUCACCCUACCUGGCACGCGCCGACCAGCUCGGGGACUCUGGCCUAUCCACUCUAGAGACACACCUACCCAUUGUCAAGGAAGACACUUCAAAACUGAAAGAAUAUGCUUUCUCGCCCGUCACAUACGUGCAAGGUACCUGGCAAGACGAAUACAACAAGACGCAUUACAACAACGGCGUUGUCAAGAUGGGUGUUGCGACAGUCAGCUUCGAGCUCAGGAUGUUGAGCGAUGCGUGUGACGUUGUGUUGAAUUACCUGAACAAGGGAAAGGAGCAGACGAAGAAGAAGGUUGACGAGGUCAAGCAGUAG